Messenger RNA from Gossypium arboreum, 1172 nucleotides. RefSeq names its product psbP domain-containing protein 5, chloroplastic. Lineage: Eukaryota; Viridiplantae; Streptophyta; Magnoliopsida; Malvales; Malvaceae. Bases 99 to 992 code for a protein of 297 amino acids. The record is from RefSeq and is a predicted model, not a curated record. The transcript has 11 exons.
UUAAAAGUGAAGAAAAUCUGAAAAAAGAAAUCCAAGCGGAUGAGUUUAGCUAAGUAUAAUAAGCUAAGAAAGAAAAUAGAAGAGUAGAGAGAGUAAAAAUGGUGGUUCUCUCUCCCUCUCUUCUUUUGCUCCCAACCCUCCCUUCCUUCAGGCAUGAACCGGGUAGUAAUGGCAGUGGAAUGCUAAGUCAUAAUUAUAGUAAUUACAGUACAAAAUUUCAUCAGAAAACUACACUAUGUUGCAGUGUUGCUUCAAAACCCACUUCCCCAAACGUGUUAUGGAGAAGGGAUUUGCUGCUCUUGGCUCUUUCUUCUUCGCUCUCCACACAUUUUCCAUCUUCAGGAUGUCUUGCUGCGGAAGAUGUAAGAAUGACUUCAUUAGUUGAUGAAAUAAAUGCUUAUACCUAUUCAUACCCAGUGGAAUUGCCAUCUAAGAAGUUCCUUUUUAAAUGGGUGGAAUCUAGAAAGCCAGAACGCUAUUCAUCUGCAGCACCAUUGUCUCCUGAUGCACGCCUACGCAUUGUGUCUGAACGUGUGGACAUUGUUGAUAAUCUCAUCAUUUCUGUUUCGAUAGGUCCACCGAAUGUUCAGUUUUUAAAGUCAAAGGAUAAGAAGACAUGGGCAGCAAAAGAUGUUGCUGAUUCUGUAUUGUCUGACAAGUCUGCACUGCGUGUCACCUCGAGUCAGCGGAUGAGUGAGAGUUCAGUUCUUGAUGCGCAUGCUAGUGAAAUUGAUGGCGAGCUAUAUUGGUACUAUGAGUACCUUGUUCGCAAAUCACCGACAAAAUCAGCUCAAGAAGCAAACCUGUACCGACAUUAUGUUGCUUCAACAGCUGAACGAGAAGGCUAUCUGUACUCUCUAAGUGCUUCAACUCUUAGCAUGGAGUGGACUAAGAUGGGUCCCUUAUUGGAACAGACUGUUGCAUCCUUUCGCCUUCUCCCUCCCACAGAUAAUUACGUUCCUCCAUACAAGGAUCCAUGGAGAUUUUGGUGACGGCCCUCUUUUUCUUUUUCCUUUUGUUUCGAUUGAUUUUUUUUUUCUUGUCUUGGGUCCACGAUGUUGAUAACAAGUGUAAAUUUUAAAGGGUUUCAACACUCUGUUAUCAUAACUUUUUCCCCCUUACUGCCAACCACAUUGAAAAAUUGAAUUGAAUGAAGCAACGUUAAUCAAGAA